Molecule: messenger RNA, 3256 nt
Organism: Eleginops maclovinus (Patagonian blennie)
Lineage: Eukaryota; Metazoa; Chordata; Actinopteri; Perciformes; Eleginopidae
Gene: dnajc21
Product: DnaJ heat shock protein family (Hsp40) member C21
Exons: 12
Coding region: 294-1967 (557 amino acids)
Cellular component (GO): cytoplasm
Molecular function (GO): nucleic acid binding; zinc ion binding
Source: RefSeq, a predicted model, not a curated record
AGCAACUCUCGCGAGAUUUAACGUUACCAUAUGUUACAGAUAUAUCCAUUGAUAAUGCUUUCAACAAGCGGUCUUCAAGUAUCGGUUUUAUCAAAAAUAAUAUAUGUAUUUUUUUCAAUAUGUUAGGCUCAACGUUACAAUAGUGUCGUUAUCAGUGGAGGAGUCAGGGUCGUUUAAACUCUUUUGCUAGCAUGCUGCAGUUAGCAUAGUUACAUGCUAAAGUUAGCUUCGUUUGGCAACGUGAACAUCUGAUCACUUCUUCUAGUGGAGUUUGUCUUAACAGUUAGCUUACAAUGAAGUGUCACUAUGAAAUGUUGAGCGUGAAACGAGACGCAGGAGACGAUGAUUUGAAGAAAGCAUAUCGUAAAUUAGCAUUAAAAUGGCAUCCAGAUAAAAACUUGGACAAUCCUGAGGAGGCGGCAGAGCAUUUUAAGCUGAUUCAGGCAGCUUAUGAUGUCCUAAGUGAUCCCCAGGAAAGAGCUUGGUAUGACAAUCACAGAGAGGCUCUUCUGAAAGGAGGAAUCAGUGGAGAUUAUGCAGAUGACAGCAUUGACCUCCUGCAGUAUUUCACUGUCACCUGCUACUCUGGCUUCGGAGAUGACGAGAAGGGUUUUUACACGGUCUACAAAAACCUCUUUGAGUCCAUUGUUAAGGAGGAGAUGGAGCACAGUAAGGUGGAAGAGGAUGAUGAUGAGGAAGAUUUUCCUCCUUUUGGAGACUCUGAGAGUGACUAUGAUACUGUCGUGCAUGUGUUUUACGGCUACUGGCAGAGCUUCUGCACUCGUAAAAACUUUGCCUGGAAGGAGGAGUAUGAUACAAGGCAGGCAUCCAACCGCUGGGAGAAAAGAGCUAUGGAGAAAGAUAACAAGAAGACAAGAGAGAAGUCUCGAAAAGAGCGCAACGAGCUUGUGCGGCAACUCGUGGCUUUUGUCCGCAAGCGUGACCGGCGUGUGCAAGCCCACAGAAAGCUGGUGGAGGAGCAGAACGCUGAGAAGAUCAAGAAGGCGGAGGAGCUGAGGAGGAAGCAGAAACUUAGCAAUGCCAAACUGGCAGAAGGCUACAAGGAGCAGAGCUGGGCAGCCAUGUCUGAACUUGAGAAGGAGCUGCAGCAGAUGGAGGCUCAAUAUGGAAAGGAGUUUGGAGAUGGAUCAGAAAGUGAGGAAGAAGAGUUGGAUAUUGACCAAGGGGAGAAGAACAGUGAUGAGGGAGAAGAUGCAGAACAGCCUAAUGGAGACGAGCUGACGAUGGAUGAUUAUUAUGCCAGUCUGUACUGCCCAGCCUGUGACAAAUCCUUCAAAUCAGAUAAAGCCAUGAAAAACCAUGAAAAAUCCAAAAAGCACCGGGAGAUGGUGGCAAUACUACGGCAACAGCUGGAGGAAGAGGAUGAGUCACUUGGUUUGAAUGUGAACGGAAAGGAGGAAACUAAGCUAGAAGAUGAGGAGGAGGAAGAGGAGGAGGAAGACAAGCCAAGACAAAGGCUCUCCAAGAAGCAAAAGAGGAAAAAGAAACAGCAGAAAGUAGCACAGAGUACUCCAGAGGAAGAGGAAGAGAAGCAAACACUGACAACCUGCGAGGAAGAAGCCCCUGAGAAGUCAGAGAACCCGACAGAGCCGGAGAAACAGGAUGAUACCACUUCCACAGAGCUGGAGAAACGGGAUGAUACCACUCCCACAGAUCCGGAGAAACAGGAGGAUCCGGCCCCCACAGAAGUGAAGAGCUCUGGGAAGACCAAAGGGAAGAAGGUGGGAGGAAAGGAGAAACCGAAGAAUGCAAAGUCUACCACAGAAGAAGAAAAUUGUCCUGAGAAGGAAGUUAUCCUCAACUGUGUGAUCUGCAACACUGAGUUCCCCACAAGGAACAAGUUGUUUGAUCAUCUGAAGACCAGCGGUCACGCCAUCGCGAUCUCCUCAAACGCUCCUCAAAGAUCAACAACCAAGAGUAAAAAAGACAAGAAGAAGAACAGAUAACACUUCAUGGACACAUGAACCUGAAAAAGGUUGGCUGCGGUUGACUAGUCAAAAAAUGAUGUCCUAUGUCUUUUCUUCACAACUUUUCCUUGCCCUCCAUGGAAAACGUCAUGAGUUAAAGGAAAGAUGUGAAGGGGAAUUUAGGAAAAGACUUCCAUGGUGCUAAGAGAAUUCAACUACACUUACACUUGGCUUUGUAUUUAAACAAGAGCUUUAAAAGUUGCUGCUACAAAAUUGUGGGAAUGCAUUCUCUCCUUUUUUUUCCUAAAGGAUUGUACAGUGUAUACAAUGUUAAAGGAGAUAAAAAUUAAAGUAUUUUCCAAGCAUUCGGAGAUUUCAACCAGCUCUUAUCAUGGCUGCCACUUAGAUCUGGAUCAUUUCACUCAGUUAGGAACUUUCCUCAGCAAAGAAGACUUUUCGACUGCAGCCAUUAACUCAGCGGCAUACUGGGAACUAAAGUUGGACUUUCAACGGGCUGGUUUGCUGAAUGAGAGCGGAUAUGUUUCUUAUUAAAAUACAUAAAAAACUGUUCUGGGAGACAGUUAUGUAUGUAUGAGCAACUGCGACUUACUAGUCUUUUAGGUUGGUGUGAAACGUGUACCUUUGUCAGUAAUUUAUAAACUUCUCUGUACAGACAAUGACAAAUGACAUGUAAUAAUAUUAUGAGUUUUGGCAAUUCUCUUGGUUUUUCAUAAAAUGCUGUGUAGUGGUAUUACAACAUCAUGAAAAUAAAAUACUGCACAUUGCUAUGCAUACAACAACUGAAAUGUUUUGCAUUAAAGCAUUUAGUAACCAUGUCAUGGAUGUACCAAACAUGCACUUUUUCAUAUGCCUCUUUUAUUAGUGAGAGAUAAAACAUUGCAAAAAAAGGUGGAAUUUAAAGGAAGAUCUAUUAGCAGAUAUGGGGUACAGUAUUCACAACUAUCUUAAGAUACAUGAUGAGAGGGUCAAUAGAUCCUGCCAGACCCUACACACUGUCCCUUUACGUCGAUAAGUAAAAGCACAAGUAGUUUCUACAUCAAACAUGAAAUAAUCGAUACAUUCCGAUUGCCUGCAAACAUAUAAAGUUGAUUAAAUAGAUCUAGACAGAGAUAAAUUAAGAACAACAGAGUUAUAUAAUGAUGCCCUCCAGUAAAGUUGUUUGCUCAUUGUUUGGAACAAUUAUGUCCUCGCUGUAAAAUAAAAACCUUUAGAUGAGACACCAGCCAGGGCGUCUUCAUGUCUAUAAUAAGCAUAUCCUAGUUGACUGUUAAAAUUCCCAGGACACAACAGCAGAUUAUUAACAUUUA